This is a messenger RNA of Symbiodinium sp. CCMP2456, 870 nucleotides long. NCBI's taxonomy places the organism in Eukaryota, Dinophyceae, Suessiales, Symbiodiniaceae. The record is from the annotation of a GenBank genome assembly.
GCGUUUGAUGGCGAGUGCUGGAACUACUCGCGGACGAGGUCAUCCUUGGAGAGUCUCGUCGCUGAGCUCCUGAACGGUGAGAUCCCAGGUCUAAAAGAGGUCGGUACCUGGUACAAGACGCCACAAGGAUGCUACGCUCCGGUCUCGGCGCGUCCGUCCUAUCUCCGCAAGGAGGACCCCCGCUUGGAGGCUGCCUCGACACUGGGCUUGGCUCUGAGAGCUUGCCAGAUUGUCAGCCGCCAGGUGCUGCAGGAGGACCUGCCAUUGCAGGAUGUCUGGCUGCUUGCAGCCCCUGUUGCCGAGCGUGUGCUCAUGUCAGCACCGGGCAGGCCCUGCACCUGGGAUGAUAUGGCCGCCCAGCACGACGAGAUCCAGUCACAGGAGGAGCUCGCGCCCACGAGGGCCGUGGAGGCUGGUUGGGCCUCCAGCCGACCCCUUCCCGGGCCACUUUCCCCGCCCGUGGAGCCCAUCGUCACGGAAGCAGAGGUCGGUUGGGUCUCCAGGAGCCCCAUUCCUGGGCAGAUGCCUCCACCAGCGGAGCCGGUCGUGACGGAUGGAAAGUCCUUGGCCGCUGCGGAGCCGGUCGCGAUCGAGGCCAAGGUCCGGAGCAGGUUGGAGCCUGCUGCAGCCCCGGAGUCGGGGGAGUCCGUGAAAGAGAUCUGCAGCCUCCUUCGUGCUACCAUGGAGGCUUUCUCCGGCUUGGCUGAGAAGCUGAGCCCGCAGGAGGACUCCGGACUUGCGAAGAGCCCCGGAGCGGCGAAGAGCCCGGGACCGGCGAAGAGCCCCGGAGCAGCGAAGAGCCCCGGAGCGGCGAAGAGUCCCGUCUUCGCAACCAUCUGUGCAAGGACCCGCUUCGGCGAGGAAGUGACG